CUGGGUAUUCGUACUUAUAUCUGAGCGUGGAUGUACUAUUGUUACAAAACAUGUGUGUGGUAUUGAUGUAGUGAAAGGGGUAGGGGAUGGCCAUGUGGUGUACAUGCUGACUGGACCGAGUUACAAAACUGUGUCGGAAAGAAAAUGGACAGACUAGAAGGUUUACAUCGAAAGAGGAGAUUACAUUACAUAACUAUAUUACGAGAACCAGUUAUAAGAUAUAUCAGUGAAUGGAAACAAGUUCAACGAAUCGAGAUGACGUGGCCUUCUUCGCUGUUCUGCGAUGGACGGAAGGCAUCUUCAAAAGAGGUCCCGUCUUGUUAUAAUGGACAAAAAUGGAAGAAUAUAACAUUUGAAAAUUUCGUUGGUUGUAAAUCGAACCUAGCAAUUAAUCGACAAACCCGGAUGUUAGCUAACCUUAGUUUAGUUAACUGUUAUAAUACGACUGGGAUGAGUUUUGAAGAAAGACAAACAAAAAUAUUGGAAAGUGCGUUAGAAAAUUUAAAGAACAUGGCAUUUUUUGGAUUAACGGAAUAUCAGCUAGAAACACAACUUCUUUUUGAAAUGACAUUUGAUAUAAGAUUUAAACAUUUAUUUGAGCAACACAAUAACACGUAUGCAGAAAAUGCUAUUUACAAUUUGACUGAAGCACAAAUUAGUAUAAUUAAACAGCUAAAUGAUUUAGACAUUAAGUUGUAUGAAUUCGCAAAGGAAAUUUUUUUUGAACGAUUAAUUAUAUAUAAAUCAUAA
Messenger RNA from Mytilus californianus (California mussel), 750 nucleotides. Its product is annotated as heparan-sulfate 6-O-sulfotransferase 3-B-like. Bases 145 to 750 code for a protein of 201 amino acids. The record is from RefSeq and is a predicted model, not a curated record. Gene Ontology annotation, cellular component: membrane. The transcript is spliced from 3 exons. Gene Ontology annotation, molecular function: heparan sulfate 6-sulfotransferase activity. Lineage: Eukaryota; Metazoa; Mollusca; Bivalvia; Mytilida; Mytilidae.